AUGGUGCUGAGUGGGAGCUCUUUUUCAGAAUAUCUCUAUGUAGUGUUUGUCGCAUUUUGCGCCGAUUGGUGUCCGUUCAGCCAAAGACUUAAACCAGUUUUUGAGGAAGCAGCUAAAGAAUUUGCGAAAGAAAACCCAACGGCAAACGUUGUUUGGGCUCUUGUGGAUAGCGUUAAGCAGGUAAUCUCGUUCCAGGCAAGCGUCGCUGAUAAAUACUAUGUGACUAAAUAUCCAACAAUGAAAGUCUUCAUCAAUGGAGAAUUGGCCACUAAAGAGUACAGGUGA
This is a messenger RNA of Gongylonema pulchrum, 285 nucleotides long. Lineage: Eukaryota; Metazoa; Nematoda; Chromadorea; Rhabditida; Gongylonematidae. The record is from the annotation of a GenBank genome assembly.